Molecule: messenger RNA, 519 nt
Organism: Zychaea mexicana
Lineage: Eukaryota; Fungi; Mucoromycota; Mucoromycetes; Mucorales; Lichtheimiaceae
Product: 60S ribosomal protein L18ae
Exons: 5
Coding region: 1-519 (172 amino acids)
Biological process (GO): translation
Cellular component (GO): ribosome; cytosolic large ribosomal subunit
Molecular function (GO): structural constituent of ribosome
Source: RefSeq, a predicted model, not a curated record
AUGAAAACAAAAAAGGUGGUCGGCCGUAAGCUCCCUUCGACCAAGGAGCCCCAACCCAAGUUGUAUCGCAUGCGCGUCUUUGCCCCCAACGAGGUUGUUGCCAAGUCGCGCUUCUGGUACUUUUUGAAGAAGCUUCGCAAGGUCAAGAAGGCUGCUGGUGAGAUUGUCUCAGUCAACGAGAUCCACGAAAAGCGUCCUGAGCAGAUCAAGAACUUUGGUAUCUGGAUCCGCUACGACUCGCGCUCUGGUACCCACAACAUGUACAAGGAGUACCGUGGCAUGUCGCGCGUUGAGGCCGUUGGCACUUGCUACCAAGACAUGGCUGCUCGUCACCGUGCCCGUUUCUCGUCGAUCCAAAUCAUUCGCGUCGCCGAAGUCAAGGCCGCUGACAUCCGUCGCCAGUACAUCAGACAGCUCUUGGACAACAAGCUCGCUUUCCCUCUUCCUCACCGUGUCCAGCGCACUGAGAAGUCUCAGCGCCGCUUGUUCAUUGCCAAGCGCCCUGCUACCUUCUACUAA